UAGAAGGACAGAAAAGGUGGGAAACGGCGGGACAUCUACACAACUGACCAAACGGUUCGAAGGAUCCGCUUUAUUUCCACAUAUAAACAGAAGCUACGCACGUUUUUUGUGGCAAACGGAAGUUUUAUGUUGAAGGAUUUCACAGGAAGCCCGGUGUUUCAUUUUCGCGCGCUUGCGAUCCAUUCAGAGCGCAUUGUUGGUGCUGCUGCCGACCCGCGGCGCUCCGCUCACUUCACAUCCCGCAGCUGCGAGGGGUGGUGGCGACAACAGCGUCCAGCCUGGCGGUUGUCAGCGUUUGGUUUCCUUCUGGACAAGGACGGCCAGUCGUCCAGCUUUGACAGUGAAACUUGAUGUGCCUGUGAAUCUGAAGCGUUGUGAUCAUGACAUCCUCUGGUGCCUCGGCCGUUGUGCCUCCAUGUUUCCACUACGAAACCAAAUACAUUGUGCUGCACUUCCUGAGAAAGCUGCCUGUCCGCAGAUCACGGACUCCGACCACAGAGCUAGGAGACGCCCAGGAGGAGUGGGAGAGAAGCAGACGAAUGAAACAGCAAAUCGACGAGGAGCUGAAGCAGCUGGAGCAGGAAGUCAAUGACACGUUUUCUGAGUCGGACUUCGACCUGCGCCAGUCGGUGGUGUUCUGCCCGCCGAACCCGGACAACUCCGUGGAGGAGUGCCUCGCCGCCAUUGGGCACAGCGUGUCCCGAGAGCUCGGUCCGCAGCUCUCCGCCGCCGUGGAGAAACUCCUGUCAGGGCCUCUGGACGACCAGAGAUUUCAGAGCACAGCUCUGGAUCUGGCCAGACUCACUGAAUCGUGCUGGAACAAGGUGUUGGUGCCGCUGCUGCUGCUGCGGGCCCUGCAGUAUGAAGGGAAGCCUCUGAAGACGCUGCUGCAGCUGGGGCUGCACUGCCUGCAGGACGACGAGGCGCAGUUCAUCAUCCAGCAGGGAGGAUGGGGUAAAGUUCUGAGCUUGGUGCAGAACGAGGACGAGGAGCCCGCGGCGGCCGUCGCCGACGACAGCAACGACAUCUACAUCCUGCCAGAGGAGCAGCAGCCCGGCACGCUCAGCACCGGCGACAGCGGCGAGCCCAGCUCCUGGCAGACGGACGUCCUGCCGGCGUCCCUGGGCGGCCACGAGUCGUGGGCGCAGGUCGACCUGAUGGACCCCGAAGACGUGAAGGACCUUCACGGCGGCGAGGGCGUGGCGCUGUCCGAGGAGCGCAGCGAGAACAACUCCUCCAACUCCGACAUCGUCCAUGUGGAGCGGGAGGAGGCGGAACUCAUGGAGGAGGACGGCGACGGCGACACCAUGGAGAACACGAUGAGCCUGCUGAUGUCCGAGAGCGACCUGGUGGCGCUGCGGGUCGAGCUCGGAGACCCGGUUCUGCAUGCACAGCCGCCAUUGUCCCUGGUGCUUCCCGAGGAGCCCGUCGCCAUGGAGACGCCUAAGAGUUUGUCCCCAGCAGCAGAAGCCCCGCCUCCUGCUGCUGGGGUAGAACCCGACCCGGAACCCGAACCCGAACCUCAACCCGAACCUCAACCCGCCCCAGUGCCUGUCGAGGUGGAAGCCACGACUCAAGCUGAGGAAGUCUCACCAGAACCAGCAGAACCUGAAACCCGGCCAGAACCAGUGUCCAUCCCCAAACAGAACACUGAGCCUGAACCAGAACCGGAACCAGAUUCUUCUGAGCCCCCUGCGCCAGAGGUCCUGGCUGAAAAAGUUCCGGUUCUGGAGGUUCCGAAAGAGUCGCCCCAGACCCCAGCGACACCAGAACCAGAAUCGGAGGAAGAGUUCCCGGUUCUGCUGUAUGGCGCAGCGGUUCUGGUUCUGGUCGCCGCAGUGACCUUCAGCCUGAUUCUGUGCAGGAGGAGGAGGUAGAAAUUAAUUUAAAUAAAUGUCCUAUUCUUGAUGUAAAAGCUCCUUAGUGCCGGGUUUCUCUGGUCGGCCCGGUCCAAAAGAACCGGGCCCUGAAGCAGGAUCAUCUCCUCCUCACUCUGUCUUCUGCACGUUUCUGUCUCACCUUUUAUGGUUUUCUAACUUUUCCAGAAGCAAAAGAGAUUUAGAUUUUUUUGAAAAAUGAAUAUUAAUGAAAUAUUUUAUUUUCUGUGAAUCCAGGCAGGAAGUUCUGGUACAAAAAUCAUCUGUUGCACAUUUUACUGCACAUGCAACAAGGUUUUUGUCUUUUGUGAAUAAAAUAUUUUUCCCCCA
Molecule: messenger RNA, 2207 nt
Organism: Poeciliopsis prolifica (blackstripe livebearer)
Lineage: Eukaryota; Metazoa; Chordata; Actinopteri; Cyprinodontiformes; Poeciliidae
Product: bcl-2-like protein 13
Exons: 7
Coding region: 381-1877 (498 amino acids)
Biological process (GO): apoptotic process; regulation of apoptotic process
Cellular component (GO): mitochondrion
Source: RefSeq, a predicted model, not a curated record